GGGCGGAAGAGCCAGGAUUGCAAAGCUCUGCCGAGCCACCCCAGAAAAUGCCGUGUGGAGCCUGUGGCCGGGCGGUGCUGGCACUGAUGACCUUCUCCAUCGGCUUCGCAGCUGACGAGCUGCUGUGCGUCUGCGACGUGCCACACUGCAGCCUGCCCACCUGCACGGGCCAGGUGUGCUUCGUCAGCAAGAGGAAGGAGGAAGGGACCAUCACCCAGCACAAGGGCUGCUUCUCCCAGAACAUCCUGGAGAACUGCCACACGCCCGUGACGGAGCAGUACGGCAUGAGGUGCUGCGACUCCAGCAUGUGCAAUGCCGAGCUGGAGAUCUUCCUGCAAGGAGAAGAGGCCCUGGGAAAGGCACCUUCCCUGCCCAACCUCCUCCUGAUGAUCUUCGUCCCGCUGCUCGCCCUCCUCAUCCUCGUGGCACUCACAGUGCUCUUCUGCUGGAAGAUGGCCCAGCAUCGCCACCAGAAAAGCGACUUGGGCGACACAGACCUCAUGCUGAAGGCAUCCAUGGUGGGAGACAGCACUUUAGAGGACUUGCUGAACGAUGACUGCACCACAGGCAGCGGCUCGGGGCUGCCUUUCCUCGUCCAGCGAACAGUGGCUCGGCAGAUCACCCUCGUGGAGUGUGUGGGCAAAGGACGCUAUGGCGAGGUGUGGCGAGGUGUGUGGCACGGGGAGAGCGUGGCCGUGAAGAUCUUCUCCUCCCGGGACGAGCAGUCGUGGUUCCGUGAGACCGAGAUCUACAACACUGUCCUCCUCCGGCACGACAACAUCCUGGGUUUCAUCGCCUCCGACAUGACGUCGAGGAACUCCAGCACCCAGCUCUGGCUCAUCACGCACUACCACGAGAAUGGCUCGCUCUACGACUACCUGCAGAGGACAGCCCUGGAUGUGGAGACUUGCCUGGGGUUGGCCUCCUCCAUCAUCUGCGGCCUCGUCCACCUCCACGUGGAGAUCUUUGGCACCCAGGGCAAGCCCGCCAUUGCCCACCGUGACCUAAAGAGCAGGAACAUCUUGGUGAAAAGCAACCGGCAGUGCUGCAUUGCAGACCUGGGGCUGGCCGUCAUGCACUCCCAAGGCAGCGACUACCUGGACAUCGGCAACAACCCCCGGGUGGGCACCAAGCGCUACAUGGCCCCAGAAGUGCUCAGCGAACAGAUCCGCACCGACUGCUUCGAGUCCUACAAGAAGACGGACAUCUGGGCGUAUGGGCUGGUGCUCUGGGAGAUCACCCGGCGGACGGUGGUGAAUGGCAUCGUGGAGGAGUACCGGCCGCCCUUCUUCGACGCCGUCCCCAGCGACCCCAGCUUCGAGGACAUGAAGAAGGUGGUGUGCAUCGACCAGCAGACCCCCGUGAUCCCCAACCGCCUCUUCUCCGACUCGGUUUUGUCAGCGCUGGCAAAGAUCAUGAAGGAGUGCUGGUACCAGAGCCCGUCGGCCCGCCUCACCGCCCUGCGGAUUAAAAAGACGCUGAAAAAGUUGAACAAUUCCCUGGAAAAGCCCAAGCCAGAGCAGUGA
This is a messenger RNA of Haliaeetus leucocephalus (bald eagle), 1526 nucleotides long. It is a transcript of the gene ACVRL1, whose product is annotated as activin A receptor type II-like 1. Gene Ontology annotation, biological process: transforming growth factor beta receptor signaling pathway; cellular response to growth factor stimulus; protein phosphorylation. The transcript is spliced from 10 exons. Gene Ontology annotation, cellular component: BMP receptor complex; plasma membrane. The record is from RefSeq and is a predicted model, not a curated record. NCBI's taxonomy places the organism in Eukaryota, Metazoa, Chordata, Aves, Accipitriformes, Accipitridae. Gene Ontology annotation, molecular function: SMAD binding; transforming growth factor beta receptor activity, type I; ATP binding. The coding region runs from base 48 to 1526 and encodes 492 amino acids.